Paramecium octaurelia is the source of this 227-nucleotide messenger RNA. NCBI's taxonomy places the organism in Eukaryota, Ciliophora, Oligohymenophorea, Peniculida, Parameciidae. The record is from the annotation of a GenBank genome assembly.
AUGAAGACAUUAUAGUAUAAAUUAAAUUUAACCAAAAAAACAAUUAUUUAAUUAAAAAGAUUCGAGAAAAAAAAAAGUUAUAUAUUGGCUGAUGUUCAAGUAAAUAAUUAAAUAAGUUUAUAAGAAUUUGUAGGAUGAGGAGAGGCAAUUAAUAUUUGAGACCACUCAAAAAUUGACUGAAGAUGGUAUCUAUUCAAUCAACGUUAGGCAAAUACCCGGAUAAAUGA